UUUGCCUAUAAGCAUCGUAUCACAAAAGUUAUCAAGGAGCCAGAGAAAAAAGGAAACAGGAAUUCGUUGUUGGAACACUUAUCCCUGUGCAAACCAAAAAUUCUCCAUUCCCAGAAAAAAAAUAUGAAGUAUCUUCUUUUUUCCGCUGCUUUGAUAGCUACAGCAACAGCUGAGCUGAUCUGCCAAUGUAACACACCAACCUCCGGACCACCAUGCGAUAAAGAUAAAGAUACUUGUACUAUCCAAGAAGGACAAUGUUAUUCAGUUGAGAGAGGAAUCUCUAUCGAGAAAGAGAAGACAGUAAACGCAACAAGUAAAGGCUGCCAGGAUAUCAAAGGGGAUGUCUGCAAUGAAGGACUUGUGUUCAUUUCGUCUGAGAAUGCUUUUUAUCUGUUGAGCAACAUUAAAUGCUGUAAAGACAAAAAUCAAUGUAAUCAAAAUGAUGCUCCAAAACUUCCAAGCUUUUCAGAAGUUAACAAGACUCUUUCCAGCAAAAAGCUGGUUUGUCCAUCAUGCUUUGCUUACAAAAACAAAACAUGUGAGGGUGAACAGAUGUACUGCAAGGAAAACCAGGACAAAUGCUUCACUAUCAGUGGGACAGUCACCACAGGUUCAACUGCAGCUGAAGAGUUCGCCGCGAAGGGAUGUGCUACUUCAAAAACCAUCUUAAAAGUUAAUACCACCCUGACCUUUGGAGAGAACUCUUAUAAACUUGAAAAUGUCCAAGUUGAGGAAGCCAAAAGUGGUGCCAGCUGGAUUUCCAACUGCCUAUCUUUUGCUAUCCUUCUGCCAAGUGUCCUAUGGUUCCUACUGGACAGCUCCCUGUAUUAACCCCAACCUGCCAAUGUCCUCUCUACUCAAAUGGGGAAAGUGUCCCAUUGAAUUCUACCAAAGAAGGCAUACAGUAAAUCAAAAAAUUGUUGGCUUCAGCAA
Messenger RNA from Notechis scutatus (mainland tiger snake), 933 nucleotides. NCBI's taxonomy places the organism in Eukaryota, Metazoa, Chordata, Lepidosauria, Squamata, Elapidae. The record is from RefSeq and is a predicted model, not a curated record.